This is a messenger RNA of Clunio marinus, 384 nucleotides long. The record is from the annotation of a GenBank genome assembly. NCBI's taxonomy places the organism in Eukaryota, Metazoa, Arthropoda, Insecta, Diptera, Chironomidae.
CUUUUGGAAUGUUGUUUCAUUCUUUGUAACGAAGUUCCAACUAAAACAUUUGAAAUGAAAAUCGUCAUUGCAAUUCUUUUGAUCGCUUGUGUUAUCUCCGUUAUCGAAUCUCAGACAAAUCCUGGUAGUUCAUCAGGAGAAUUGGAUGAUUUGGUAUUGAGUGGACCUGGAGCUGAAAUGAUAGCUAAUCAAGGAAUUCAAAAACGAGAAGCUUGCAAUCGUGACGAUGAUAGUGAUGAUGAUGACGAUGAUGACAGAAGAAGAAAAUAAAUUCCUGAAUCUUGUCUCGACCACUCGCCUAAUCGACAUGGACAAAUCAAUUGAAUUUUGCUUAUUAUUGCACUAAUAUCCAAAAAAGGAAAAUAAAAGUUCACAUGAUUUUAA